This is a messenger RNA of Arabidopsis lyrata subsp. lyrata, 1941 nucleotides long. RefSeq names its product probable folate-biopterin transporter 4. Lineage: Eukaryota; Viridiplantae; Streptophyta; Magnoliopsida; Brassicales; Brassicaceae. Gene Ontology annotation, cellular component: membrane. The record is from RefSeq and is a predicted model, not a curated record. The transcript has 7 exons. Bases 296 to 1771 code for a protein of 491 amino acids.
AGGUAAAAAACAGUUAAUGUUGAAUGGGUCCUACAGAUGACGUGUCUAAAUAUUAUAGGAUCAACAACGUGUCUCAAGCUUUUUGUUGGAGUAAAAGACGAAAAUAUCCCUAUCGUCAUUCUUUGCGUCAGUCAACUGAAAAAUUGAAUUUUUGUUCUAGACGAGGAAGGAAGCCAUAACUCUGGGAAAUCAAAAAUCGUUAUAAGAAGAAACAGAGAGAUUGCGACGGGGACAAAAUUCUGAUGAACCGGAGAAUCUAAGAAACGUGUUUUGUCUAAUUUCUUGCGAUUAUAAGAUGAUACAUUGGUUGAAGCAGCUGCGAUCGGCGUUUGGCGUCGCGUUUCUGUGGCUCGUUUGUCUCAUUUACUUCACUCAGGGAUUUAGAUCGUUCGUGUGGACAGCAGUUUCUUACCAGCUCAAAGACAGGCUGCAAUUAUCACCAUCAGCUUCUCAGUUUGUCUUUUCGGUGGCCUUUUUUCCAUGGAGCAUAAAACCAUUAUAUGGAAUCGUAUCAGAUUGUAUACCCAUUGGAGGGAAAAAGAGGACGCCGUAUUUGGUGUUAUCGACUGUGCUCUCUCUUGUGCCAUGGCUCUUUCUUGGUCUAGAUUCAACCUCGCGAAGUUCAAGUCUUUAUCUGAUGAUUUUCUUGACUGUACAAAAUCUGGGAUCAGCCAUGGCUGAUGUUGUGAUAGAUGCCAUGAUAGCUGAAGCAGUAAGACUUGAAAAGGCCUCGUUUGCUGGAGAUCUUCAGUCUGUCUCAUGGUUUGCAAUGGCUGUGGGUGGAGUAUGCGGUAGUUUAUUAGGAGGCUAUGCAUUAUCCAACUUGAAGAUAGAAACAAUAUUCCUCCUUUUCACGGUACUACCGACGCUACAAUUACUAUCAUGUGCUCUGGUUGAAGAAAUUCCUGCUAACAAUGAACCAUUGCCUGAGUUGUUGGAUUCGAACGAGUUUGAAGAGAAAAGCAAGUUGAGCAGUGAUAACUAUCGAGAUACGAAUAAGUCUAGUACAAGAAGAAGGAAGGGGCAGAAGAAAGGUAAGAAAGGAGCUUCCAAUGGAAAGUCUGAGAAACAGAAGAAGCAAUCAAAGUCUUUAGCUUCACAGUGGUUCCAGUCACUGAAAGCAGCCACUUUUGGUUUGGGCCGUGCGUUCAAGCAACCAAUCAUUUUGAGACCAAUGGCGUGGUUUUUCAUUGCGCAUAUCACUGUGCCAAAUCUCUCUACGGUCAUGUUCUAUUACCAAACCGAGGUCUUGCAAUUGGACGCUGCUUUCCUAGGAACUGCCCGUGUUGUUGGUUGGUUAGGUCUCAUGUUUGGAACCUUUAUCUACAAUCGCUAUCUGCAAGAUAUGACUCUACGCAAGUCUCUCUUGUUUGCUCACAUCGGGCUGUCUAUAACGAUACUCCUCGAUAUGGUUCUAGUAUCAAGAGAAAAUGUGGGCUACGGAGUUUCAGACAAGACAAUGGUGCUCUUCGGAUCAGCUCUAGGUGAUGCCAUCAAUCAACUCAAAUUCAUGCCGUUCCUGAUCUUGUCUGGUCGUCUAUGUCCACCUGGGAUCGAAGGAACACUCUUUGCGCUGUUUAUGUCGAUAAACAACCUAGGAAACACAGUUGGAUCGUUCAUGGGAGCAGGAUUGGCUUCACUUCUAGGAAUAUCAUCAGGGUCAUUUGAGAAUAUGUUUAUGGGCUUAGCCAUUCAAGUGUUUUGCACUUACAUACCUGUUUUGUUUCUUUUCUUAAUUCCAAAAGAAGCUACAGGAGUAUCAGCAUCAUAGAGCAGAGAGAGAGCAAAGCUAGUUUGUCAUAGAAAAAGUUUUAGAUCAGAGUUUUUGGAUUCUAUUUUUUUGGCAGUUUUUAACUUUCUUAAAGGCUUGGAAUUGGCACAUUAUACAGAGUGGAGACUUGUUAUAUACUAAUACUAAAAAAUAUACAGCCUCAUUUUUUU